UUUCAAGUCUCUUAGUAAAAAAAACUUACUAUUUUCAAGUCUUUUAGUAAAAAAACUUACCAUUUUUCAAAUCUCUUAGUAAAAAUGUUCAAUUUAAAGGUGUUGAUCACUUUUAUCUGUUUAAUAUCCGUCGUCUCAUCACAAAACAUAUUAUCAAGAGAUAUUUUAUCGCAAAAUGGAUCCCUCCAUGAUAUAUCACCCCAAGAUAUAUCAUUCAUUUACGAAGAACCAAUCGAUGGUCUUAAAUUUGUAACUCUUUUACCCACUUAUAAUCAUUUGAUGAUUUGGAUGGCCUUUGAAGAUGAAGAUCCAGAAUGCAUGUUACCUUAUUUCCAUUUACGAAUAAUAAAUAAGAUAACAGGACAAACCAAUUAUAUAGACCUUAAUUAUACUCUUCCUGCGGAAGCAGUUUGCCCCAUUAAUAAUAUUGAUUUUUUACCUGUAGCUGAUAAUUAUAUUUUGUUGUAUUAUGCUAAAACAACAAAUGGUAUUAAGGGAAAACAUGGAAUGAUAAUUAAUUACAGCGGUGAGUUUAUGAGCGAAAUAUAUUUAGGAAAUGCUGACGGAUAUGUUGCAUUAUCAAAUGAAGGGUUUAUUAAUAUUGAAAAGCCAGACGAAAAAGGAAUAUCUGCAUGGCAUUGGUAUAGUUCUCCAAAUAUUGAAACAGGAGAAGUGGUGGAACAUAGUAGUGGUGAAUUUCAUGCGCCAAAUCUACCAUCAUAUACCUUAGUAGAUAGUUUAAAUUUUGAUUUAGUGGAUGGAGGUUUUGGUUUCCUGUAUAUUUUAAAAUAUGAUGAAACAAAAGGAUCAUCGGUAAUAAAAGAUCCAAAUGUUCAAUACUGGAGAAUUUACGUGUCAUUUUUAAAAGUGAAAACAGAUUUACCUACAAAACCCUCCCUACUUUACGAAACUACUCAGAAAUUAAAUAAUAUAACACUUAGAUUAUGUACUUUAACUUAUAAUGCUGAAGGAUAUAUAUGUGUUAUGACAUUAAAUAACACGAUUACAAAUAAUAAUAAAUCAUGGACUGAGAUAAAUUAUUAUCAGUUGGGAUUUUUAUCAACUGGGGCCUUAGUACGAUUGGAGAUAAUUCCUACUCCAACAAAUAUUACAGACAUUGAUUUGAGAGCUUUAUAUUAUGGAGGAUUUAUUGUGAUUUACCAAAAUGCAUCUGCUAUUGAUUUUUAUCUUUUGGAUGAUAAUGGAAAUUAUAUGCAAUCACAGGGAUCUUUCGGGCCAGAGUUUUUUUUUUAUAAUACAUAUCGGACAAUUAGUACUAUUUUUGGAGUAAAGGAACAGGCCAAAAACAAAUUGGAAUUUUUAUUCAAACCUUUACCAAAAUUAAAAAAGGGUUCUGAAUUUAGUCCUGUAAUUGAGUCAGCCAAGCCAUCUAUAAAUGAAGUUAUUGAUCCUUUGAUCAAAGAAAUUACGAUCAAAUAUACCAUUCCAGUGAAGUUAUCUACUGGGAAUGUCUCAAUAUUUCAAUUAAAUGAUGAUAAAUAUAAACCAGGCCUAUUAAGACAAACAUUUUCGGGAGAUUCUAAAUUAUGUACCAUUGGAAGUGAUAACCACACAGUACAUAUUCCAAUUUUUGAAAGCACAUUCAGCCAACAGAAUUCUACCUACUAUGUGCUUGUUGGAAAUAAUUUUGUCAUCUCUCAAGAGAGAGAUGAACCUUUAAUUGGAAUUAGAAAGAAUAUUUGGACACUUUCAACAAGUAAUAUACAUAUUUUUUUUUAAUUUUAAUUUUUUAAUGAUUGAAUAGAAAAAUUUAUAUUCUGUUACUAUAUUUAGAACCACUUAAAAUGGCACAACACUCAGAUUCAGUUACAGGAUUACUUCGAUUAAACGAGGAAGGAAGUUCAAAAUUUCUCCAAAUGAAUCAUUCAAUAUUUUUCAAGAAUAUGAUUCAAGAAUUUGCUAAAGUAAUCCCAGUAACUGAACAGAGGUUGUCAACAAGUGG
Molecule: messenger RNA, 1963 nt
Organism: Rhizophagus irregularis DAOM 181602=DAOM 197198
Lineage: Eukaryota; Fungi; Glomeromycota; Glomeromycetes; Glomerales; Glomeraceae
Source: RefSeq, a predicted model, not a curated record